AUGGCGCCCUCAACACGCUGGCCGGCGCCAAUCCACGUCUUCUCCUACCGCGUCCUCCUCAUCGUCCCCAUCCUCCUCGCCAUCGCCACGUUCGCGCUCCUCUUCAUCCACUCCGACGUCAACAUCGCCCUCCUCUACUCGCAAUGCGACUCCCGCGCGCGCCUCCCGGGCCUCAGCCGGAUCCCCGUCCUCGGCACCCCGGCCUGCUUCGGCGUCAGCUUCUUCCAGCACGCGCUCGACUCGGCGCGCACCUUCGCCAGCAUGUCGGCCAUCCUGUCCUUCGUCGCGGGCCUGAUGACCGUCACCACCGUCGAGGCCGCGCGCAUCUGCAACGCGUCCAACGUCAUCAUCGCCAACCCCACGGGGCCCUGGCUGGUGUUCAACCUGCUGGGCGGCGCCGUCGUGUGGGAGCUCGUCAUGGUCCCGGCCUUCUUCCACCGCUCGCGCUCGAUCUACCUCGCGAGGAAAAAGGCCGGGCAGGACGCUGUCGACAGCGCGGCGGCCAAGGAUCCGGACUUUGGCAAGGACUCUCGCAACCUCAAGGUCGAUGCCGAGAUCAUCGCUGUCCCGGUCGCGGUUGCGUGGGGCUUCGUGGUGCCGUCGAUUCUGAUGCUGCUGUAUAACACGCCUGUAGUCAUCGGUAUCUGGUUUUUCUUCCCCAUAUGGGUCUCGCUCAUUCGCCAGGCUGUGCGAUGGGCUGUGUUGCGCUUCCAGAAGCGUCAGCACCGCAGCUUCCAUCUUGAGUCUCACACCGUCUCGUUGCUGCUCGUCUACCUCGUGCCUAUGGUCUGCUCCUUGGUCUCUCAUGUGCUCCUCAUCUGGAGUCUCUUCCAGAAGGACGACCGAAAGGAGAUGACCCGGGCCACAGUCAAGUUUGUCGAAAUCGACGCGACGUUCAUUGGUUUGACGGUGCUGUACUGGCUUUUCGUCGAGGCUGGGUGGAAGGUCGCGUUGGUGACGGUCGCCGCCGCGAUUCCCCUCGGUCCGGGUGCUGGUAUCUGCAUUGGAUGGAUCUACAGAGACGCUGAGAUUCGUGAGCACCUCAAGCACUGGCUUUCUGGAGAACAUAGUCAUGAGAACCAUGAGGAAGGCAGGACUGCUGCGGACGAGGAGACACCGCUGCUACAGUGA
Molecule: messenger RNA, 1131 nt
Organism: Colletotrichum karsti
Lineage: Eukaryota; Fungi; Ascomycota; Sordariomycetes; Glomerellales; Glomerellaceae
Exons: 1
Coding region: 1-1131 (376 amino acids)
Source: RefSeq, a predicted model, not a curated record